Molecule: messenger RNA, 2296 nt
Organism: Cuculus canorus (common cuckoo)
Lineage: Eukaryota; Metazoa; Chordata; Aves; Cuculiformes; Cuculidae
Gene: FASLG
Product: Fas ligand
Exons: 4
Coding region: 439-1323 (294 amino acids)
Biological process (GO): positive regulation of canonical NF-kappaB signal transduction; immune response; extrinsic apoptotic signaling pathway via death domain receptors
Cellular component (GO): membrane
Molecular function (GO): tumor necrosis factor receptor binding
Source: RefSeq, a predicted model, not a curated record
GUCCUCAGCUCUGCUUCUCCCCUCUUGUGCAGGACUCCAGAGAUUUUGUCAUUCCUUUUGUUCUGCUUGUGGUGCAGGAGACUGCAGUGGAAAUGCAGCUGCCUUUGCCCAAGUGGGCUGCUGGAAAAGGUAGUUUGCUGGCGGGUGUGCGCUAGGCUGGUAAUUCAGCCCCCAGCUGGCAGCACAGCCCUGGCGCGCUCCACAAGCACUUCACUGCUGAGCUCAACUGCUCCCCAAGCCCUGCUGCUGAGCAUAGUUUUUGUGUGAGUGCAGUCUGUCGCCGAGCUGGUCCCGCUAUGUGUGUGCUACCUCGGUGUGGGAGGAGCAGUCGAGUGCCCCAAACUCACAGCUGAGGGCGGAAGCUCUUUGGGGUUUGCUGUUGAUGCUUGAGGCUUUCAUAGAGCUGCAGCAUCUGAGCGGGUGUUCACUGUUGGAGUGAUGCAGGCGUACAAAGGCAGAGCUGGGUCUUCCCCCAGGGCUCAGUCUGGGACAACCCUGGCAGGGUUUGGCUGCCGAAUGGAGGAUCACGCCAAGCAUGUCCAGCCCAUGCCGCUCCCAGCUACGCAGCAGAACUUGAACUACAGGUACCCCCAGAUCUUUUGGGUGGAUGGCUGUGCCAACACAAGUUCUUCCUGCUCCUCAGCAUCCCCAAUUGCUCCUUUCCCACCACCUGUACCUGACCGGAGGAAAAAGCCAAGGAACAAAACGGAAAGGAGGAGCACUGGUUUCCUGGUGAUGUCCUUGCUCAUCCUGCUGGCCCUCACUGGAGUGGGGCUGAGCAUGUUUCAGAUUUUCCACCUGGAAAAGGAACUGGCUGAACUCAGAGAGUCUGCCAGUACCGAACAUAUUCCUCCAGCUCUGGAGAAACUCAUAGGGCAGAAGGAGGAGGCAAUGAAAAAGGAACCAAGGAAGGCAGCACACUUAACCGGGAACCCAGCACAGCAGGACCUCCCUCUGGAGUGGGAACCCAUCUCUGGCCAUGCUUUCACCAGUGGCAUUCAGUAUCGCGAUCAGGGACUUGUCAUCAAUGAGACUGGCCUGUACUUUGUAUACUCCAAUGUGCUCUUCCGGGGCAGCGUCUGCAGCAACCAGGUGCUGACCCACAUCGUCUACAAGAAAAACCCAUCCUUGCCAAGCAGCCAUGUGCUGAUGGAGGACAAAAGCAUCAACUACUGUACAGGUCAGAAAAUAUGGGCCAGGAAAAGCUAUCUGGGUGCUUUGUUCAAUCUCAGGAAUAUGGACAGUUUGCACGUCAAUGUCUCCAAAAUUGCUCUGGUUAAUUUUGAGGAAUCCAAGACAUUCUUUGGCUUAUUUAAGCUUUAAAUGGGACUGUUGGAGUGUGGCUGGAAGGCCCCCCCGCACUAGGAUGCGUGAGGGGUGAGUGCUGCCUGAUUCACAGCAGCCAAGACAGGGUCUCAUACCACAAAGACCAUCAAGAAACAAUGUUUUGGCCUUCACUGUGAAGAGGGCUCAAGCAACUGGUAAAGGCUCAAAAGUGGACCUCUGGAGAGCACUGGAGCUGUACUGUGUCAACCUGAAGAGAAUCACACAUUUUUUCCCUCCAAAAAAACCCAGUAAACUCCAAAAUGUAAUGUGCUGAAGACCCCACUGAAACUCACUACUUGCUACCUGAGAAGAUGUUGGUGCCAGUGGCCCCACAUGGUGUCAUAGGCCUGGUGAGCUUGGGCCAGCAGAUGUGCGGAGACAGCUGGUGGGCACUGAGGAGGUCCUUGAGCCAAAGCUCUGAGUGCCUGGGCCGUGCUGUGUCAUACUGUGGGUGGUGAUGUGGGAAUAACUACUGUAGAGGCUUCAACUGCCCGCCCAAAGCCAUGGCUGACCAACUUGCUGGGGCAUUCAGCCCUGUGACUGCUGUACGACAGGCACCUGUCUGUUAUCACACGGAAUGAGCCAGCUGUGUUGUUUUCGUGUUAAGUUAUUGACCAUUCCCAUCCUGGAAAAUGUCCCCCAACCCCUUUAUUUAACACAUCCUGACUGCCUUGCAAGGAGCGUGCCAGAAGCAGCAGUGCUAUGAGUGGGGUCCCAACUCUGGAGAGAAACGACAGCCACACUGUGAUGGUGGCGCUGGAGGGGAGGCCACGUGCUUUGCUGACAGGGCCUGAACAACACAGCAGUGGAGGGCACUGGGGCCCAAGAUAAAAGCUGCACCUCCAACCCUCUUUGCACCAUUUUGACACAUCAGUGUCCUCCAUGGAGAUCUGGUCCUGCCACCUCAUUCAAGGUGCAGGUGGACUGUGCUGGCCAACAUCAAAGGCAUGGCUGUGGCUGGUCCCCUUGU